AUGGACGUUGUUGAUGCUUGUGGUAGAUCUGGUGGUUUGGUGAACAUAUGGGAUAAGAAAAUAUUUAAGAAAGUCGAUGGUAUUAAGAAUGGAAAUUUCUUGGUAACUAGUGGUUAUAUAAAAGGAGUUGAGAAUGUGAUUAAUAUUAUGAAUGUGUAUGCGCCUCAAAAAACUAUUGAAAAGAGGACUCUAUGGGAAGCUAUAGCGGCAGUAAAAAGAAACUCGAAUGGGUGGUGGAUUGUGUUAGGGGAUUUUAAUUCAGUUAGAAGUAGAGAGGAAAGGAGGAAUACUAAGUUCGACGCAGGUAGUGCUGAGGACUUUAACGUUUUUAUUGAAGAUUCUGAGUUGCAGGAGUAUACUAUGCAGGGGAAGCGAUUUACAUUCCUAGCUGGAAAAGGUAAUGGAUUGAAAAUGAUCAAAAUUGAUAGGGUGCUUGUGUGUAGUGAGCCAUUUCGGUGGUUCAACUCUUGGUUAGAAAUAGAUGGUUGUAUCGAUGUUGUUAAAGACGCUGUGAGCGGGGUGGAGUUUGUUGGCCCUCCUGAUAUGAUUUUAUCUAAAAAGCUUAUGUUGAUUCGUGACAAGCUAAAGGAGUGGAAAAAUGUUUGGUCAAAAAAACAAGGAGAGGAAGUAGACACGAUGAGGGCUGAGAAAGAAAAAUUGGAAGACAUUAUGGAAUGUAGAGAUUUAGAGGAGGAGGAAAUGUGGGUUUGGUCCGAAUGUAGUAGACGGGUUGAAGAAUGGGAAGCUCAUAGAUUACAGGAUUUAAAGCAAAAAUCAAGGGUGAAAUGGCCGAUGUUUGGGGAUGACAACUCUGCGUUCUUCCAUGGUAUUGUAAAUGGUAGGAAGGCCGCCAAUUCCAUCCCAGGUUUGGAAAUCAAUGGGAAAUGGAUCUCAAAGCCGAGUUUAGUAAAGAAAGAGGUGUACAAACAUUUUAGAGAUCAUUUCCGUGAUAAUAAUAAAGACCGGCCUUUGCUUGUGGUUGAUAAUUUGAAACUGUCUCGGCUACAAGCAAAGAUUUUUUAA
Messenger RNA from Helianthus annuus (common sunflower), 1023 nucleotides. RefSeq lists its product as uncharacterized. The record is from RefSeq and is a predicted model, not a curated record. Lineage: Eukaryota; Viridiplantae; Streptophyta; Magnoliopsida; Asterales; Asteraceae. The transcript has 2 exons. The coding region runs from base 1 to 1023 and encodes 340 amino acids.